Salvia miltiorrhiza (redroot sage) is the source of this 821-nucleotide messenger RNA. Its product is annotated as AP2/ERF and B3 domain-containing transcription factor At1g50680-like. Gene Ontology annotation, molecular function: DNA binding; DNA-binding transcription factor activity. NCBI's taxonomy places the organism in Eukaryota, Viridiplantae, Streptophyta, Magnoliopsida, Lamiales, Lamiaceae. The transcript has a single exon. The coding region runs from base 1 to 780 and encodes 259 amino acids. The record is from RefSeq and is a predicted model, not a curated record. Gene Ontology annotation, biological process: regulation of DNA-templated transcription.
AUGGAAGAAGAGAUGGUUUCAGCAGCAAGAGAGGUUGGAGGGUGGAGAAGAGAAAGAUUCAAGGGCGUGGUCCCACAGCCAAACGGCCACUGGGGCGCACAGAUAUACGCCAACCAGCAGCGCAUAUGGCUGGGGACGUUCAAAUCCGAGACGUCCGCAGCCAUAGCCUACGACAGCGCCGCCAUGAAGCUCCGCCACGGGGAUUCCCACACAAACUUCCCACCAACGGCUCUGGAACUUGGGUUCCAGAGCCAGUUGAGCACGGAAGCCGUGCUCAACAUGAUCCGUGACGGAUCGUAUCCGUCACACUUGUCCGAAUUCCUAAGGAAGCAGGGAGAGCUGGAGAUAGGGUUAAACCCAUCAUCACUGUAUGGGUGCUCCUGCAGCCUCCUCUUCCACAAGGAGCUGACCCCAAGCGACGUGGGCAAGCUCAACCGCCUCGUCAUCCCCAAGAGGUACGCGGUGAAGCAUUUCCCCGACGUGCCCGGGGAGCAGCAGGUGCAGCUGGAGGUGUACGAUGAGGCCAUGAGCCUCUGGAAGUUCAGAUACUGCUACUGGAAGAGCAGCCAGAGCUUCGUGUUUACCCGAGGCUGGAACCGGUUCGUCAAGGACAAGGGCCUCCGCUCCAACGACACCGUCGCUUUCUACACCUAUCAGACCCCACAUUUGGGGAAGUCGUUUCUAGUCAUUCAUCAUGUGGCCGCUCAGGCUCAAUCAUCUCCUAUUACUAUUACUACUCCUAAUAAAGGGUUUAAGCUUUUUGGAGUCCAAAUUGACUAACUCAGUUUUGUAAUUUCAAACAAUUGAUGAGAAUGAAUAGU